AUGCUGUACAGUUUUGCACCGCCGCGAUCAGGUCCCCUGGUUAAGCGACGAAAAGUGCGCCGAGCAUGCGACUUCUGUCGCCAGCAUCGUGUUCGAUGCGAUGGCACACUCCCGUGUUCACAAUGUGUGACGAACAGGGUCAAGUGCGUCAAGCCCCGGGCCUCGCAUCUCCCAUCGCCGCCUGACUCCGCUCGAGCUGAUCAUAUCCGACUCUCUGCCCCCCCGUCUCUCGCACCAUCUGUCCCAUCAUCCCUCCCACCAUCUCUCCCUUCAUGUACUCCACCUUUCCAGUCAGUGAGCUCGUCUGCCCCGGUUUGUUCACCACGGGACUCGACCCAUGUAGUUGUCCGCGACCAGGACUGUCUUACCGGAUUUAUCUCGCGGAUCAAUACCUUUUGUUCUGUCGUGUCACAGAUGUCCGCACAAUCAUCUCCAGUAACUGACGAAUCACCCUCUUCGGAGACUUCGUACUCCACUCCAGACUUGCUUCAAAAUGCAGAGCAAACCCUUCCGCGGUUGAGCACGUCCAACUCGCAAGACCUUCAACAAAGCCUACUGAUGAUAUUUUGGGCUCGCUACCAGUGCUUAGCGCCGAUUGUGACCCAAGAAGACGUAUUAGAUUCUGAGCCGGGUCGAAAGCAGGGGCCCUUGCGAGACGCACUAAUGGCGUACUGCUUGCAAUCAGUCUAUCAUGCUGGACUACAUCAUCGUCUCCUGGGCGUCAAUACGACACUAAAUGGGGCACAAGAAAGCGCUUCGAAAAAGCAGCAGAGCCCUCUGGUAGCUUUGUUUGCGGCCUACUUUCAGAAAGCUUUGGCGAAAAACAGUCAUUUUCUCCUAUAUGCGGAACCAUCUGUGUCAGAUAUUCAACGUCAUAUUCUGAUGGCCCUGUUUCUCCUGAAUUCUGGGGAAGUCCUGGCCGCGUAUAAUAUUACGGGGGUGGCUAUUCGACUUGCGCAGUCGCUCGACCUGCAGAAUCCCCCGGAAUCUCACAUUAGUCAAAAAGAGGCUGAAAUCCGCGGUCGCGUGUGGUGGAUGUUGGUUCACCUCGAUUUUCGCUGCUCGCGAUACCUGGGUAAACCCGUUAUCGUCUCUCUAAGAGACAUGACACUUCCCAUUCCAAAUUACAGUCCCUCUACUGCCUCGGCCUUCUCGGACCUGGUAUUUCACUCAGCAACUAUCGCCCUAACGGUUGUUGGAAAAAAGGUUGCCGAACUUUUGGCGGCUCGGCACGAUACCAUGAGUGCGAACGACCCCAUUGGACAAAUCGAGCAGUUUGCGGAACAUCUCACUCACGAAAUCAGUAAUUUAUAUGAAUGGAGGGAUCGUAUCGUGAAGUCAGAGCCAUUCAAAGACUUGGUGCUUGUCGGUAGCGCUAAUCGACCUCAAACGUAUGCCUCCCGGGAAAAACUAAGACCUGAUGACGAUACAUGGAUGUUUUAUCACUCACCUGCUCGCAUCUUGCAACAAACACUCCUCGAGCUUCAAUUUCAUGAUCUUGUUAUUUGGUUUCACCGACCAUUCAUACAGUUUCCCAGUCUUGGUCUGGUCCCUCAACGCAGCCCGGGAGCCGACAUCCAUGCGACAACAGCUAUUCGGCACGCUUUAAUGGCCAUAGAGACCGUCCACCGGCGCAUGCUCAGUCAUGAUGCUCUUUAUGGAUGCUCCGAUGUUUACCAAUACGUGUGGAACGCAGUCCUGACUCUUGUGGGCUUUAUGUUGGCCUAUCCUUUGUGCUAUUGGUUCUCUGUCGCGCGACAGCACGUGGAGCUGUCCUUUCAGGUUUUUGACACAGCAAAGACCUCGAAUCCCAUUGCGUCUCGAGCUGCACAUCUCACUCGUUACCUCCUGGGCCGAGUCAAUGCGCUCAUGGAAGUACUCAAUGCGCAAGCUUCUACAUCACAUUCAUAUGGCCAUUUGCCUGGUGACAAACGAGCCACGGAAAAUUGGGAUGGAGUAGAUUUGAAUGAACAAUCAUCAGGUCUUUCCGCAGUUACUCCUGGGACUCAUGACCUAUGGUCCUGGGCCAACACGGUGGACCCUGAGACUUGGUCUGGUUACUGUCAUGAAAUCAAUGAUAUGCUAAUAGAUCUCCCUGAGAUCCCCUCUGGCAUCGAUCAUUUCGCCCAGUAA
Molecule: messenger RNA, 2133 nt
Organism: Penicillium robsamsonii
Lineage: Eukaryota; Fungi; Ascomycota; Eurotiomycetes; Eurotiales; Aspergillaceae
Product: putative transcription factor
Exons: 1
Coding region: 1-2133 (710 amino acids)
Biological process (GO): positive regulation of transcription from RNA polymerase II promoter by galactose; DNA-templated transcription
Cellular component (GO): nucleus
Molecular function (GO): DNA-binding transcription factor activity, RNA polymerase II-specific; RNA polymerase II cis-regulatory region sequence-specific DNA binding; zinc ion binding
Source: RefSeq, a predicted model, not a curated record